Pteronotus mesoamericanus is the source of this 1115-nucleotide messenger RNA. It is a transcript of the gene GNAT2, whose product is annotated as G protein subunit alpha transducin 2. Gene Ontology annotation, molecular function: G protein-coupled receptor binding; GTP binding; GTPase activity. The coding region runs from base 51 to 1115 and encodes 354 amino acids. The transcript is spliced from 8 exons. The record is from RefSeq and is a predicted model, not a curated record. Gene Ontology annotation, cellular component: heterotrimeric G-protein complex; photoreceptor outer segment; photoreceptor inner segment. NCBI's taxonomy places the organism in Eukaryota, Metazoa, Chordata, Mammalia, Chiroptera, Mormoopidae. Gene Ontology annotation, biological process: adenylate cyclase-modulating G protein-coupled receptor signaling pathway; detection of chemical stimulus involved in sensory perception of bitter taste.
CCUCGAGGAGAAGCGGAAGGGCCCAGAGCCCGGGAGGGGACAGCGGGAAGAUGGGGAUUGGAAUCAGCGCCGAGGACAAGGAGCUGGCCAAGCGGUCCAAGGAGCUGGAGAAGAAGCUGCAGGAGGACGCUGACAAGGAAGCCCGGACCGUCAAGCUGCUGCUGCUGGGCGCUGGGGAGUCAGGAAAGAGCACAAUCGUCAAGCAGAUGAAGAUCAUCCAUCAGGAUGGCUACUCGCCAGAAGAGUGCCUGGAGUACAAGCCCGUCAUCUACGGCAACGUGCUGCAGUCCAUCCUGGCCAUCGUCCGGGCCAUGGCCACGCUGGGCAUCGACUACGCCGAGCCAGGCUGUGCGGAGGACGGGCGACAGCUCAGCCACCUGGCCGACUCCAUCGAGGAGGGCACCCUGCCUCCCGAGCUGGUGACGGCCAUCAGGAAGCUGUGGCGGGACAGCGGCGUGCAAGCCUGCUUCGACAGGGCCGCGGAGUACCAGCUCAACGACUCCGCGUCCUACUACCUGAACCAGCUAGACCGGAUCACGGCCCCCAACUACCUCCCGAAUGAGCAAGACGUGCUCCGAUCCAGAGUCAAAACCACAGGCAUCAUUGAGACCAAGUUUUGCGUCAAAGACUUAAACUUCAGGAUGUUCGAUGUGGGAGGGCAGAGGUCAGAGCGGAAGAAGUGGAUCCACUGCUUUGAGGGCGUCACCUGCAUCAUUUUCUGUGCGGCCCUCAGUGCCUACGAUAUGGUGCUGGUGGAAGACGACGAGGUGAACCGCAUGCAUGAGUCGCUGCACCUGUUCAACAGCAUAUGUAACCACAAGUUCUUUGCGGCUACCUCCAUUGUCCUCUUUCUCAACAAGAAGGACCUCUUUGAGGAAAAAAUCAAAAAAAUCCACCUCAGUAUUUGUUUUCCGGAGUAUGAUGGAAACAACUCUUAUGAGGAUGCAGGGAAUUAUAUCAAGAAUCAGUUCCUUGACCUCAACAUGCGAAAAGAUGUCAAAGAGAUCUACAGUCACAUGACCUGUGCUACAGACACGCAAAACGUCAAAUUUGUGUUUGACGCAGUUACAGAUAUUAUCAUCAAAGAAAACCUCAAGGACUGUGGGCUCUUCUAA